CUUCCUGGCUCUGCCUCUUUGCACACAGGGUGGACUGCUGUCUCUGAGGGCCUCAGUGUCGGCAGCCACUACAUAUCACCCCUUCCUCGGAGUUUUAGGGGGUCCCAGGCUCUUCCAGGGCUUUUCCCAUUGGCACUGCCCUUGCCCGGCACAAGUCUCCAGCUUUAGGGACUUUGCUUGCGGCUGUUCUGGGGGCACCGUGCAACUGAUGGCUGCCGGGCAUUGUGCCCAUCCCUGGGAGCACCCGUGCUGGGUGGUAGCCCUUCCGGCAGUGCCAGCACCUGGGCAAUAAAGGGACGCAUCUGGAUGCUUAUCCUCUGUCGGGAGAAGGCAACGCGGAAACCACAGUGCCGUGGGGAGCGCUCAGAGCGGUGCCCACCAGGCGGCAUCGGCUCCUGCCUCCCCGGACAUGGCUGCAAGUAGGGGAGGGCUGCCCCUGAUCCUGCUGCUGAGCCUCGCUGGGUCAAAGCUGGCACUGGGGAGCACAGCAGUGGGUGUGACAAUGCCAGCAUCCACAGAGCCCCCUGUGUCGCUGUUCACCACCGCAGCCACCACUCCUCCCUCCAGCCGGGACACAGAAGCCCCCACCUCAGCGAUGCCCAGCACCACCCCAGGGACCAGCAGUGCUGUCCCCACUUCAGCACACACAGCUGCACCACCUGAGCCCUCUACAACCGUGGUAGACACCACCACCACCUCCAUCACCAGCAUGGUGGUCCCCAGCAGCACCUCCAGUCCCAGCCCAUCUCUGGGGAGCACCACUGGAACCAGCCCCGAUGUCUCCACACUUACCACAGGAUCACCUCCAGACACCUCGACAGCACUUCAGAGCCCCAGUGCCACCCCAGGCACAGAUCCCUCCUCCCCUGCCACCACCUCAGCACAGAGCCUGAAUGGCACCACCAGCCCCUCUGCAGAGCUGCCACCAGCCUGCCCCAGCGCCCCGAGCAAUGCCAGUGCAUCCCAGCUCUUCCUCUCUAUGCAUCUCAUCACUCCUCUGGACAUGGGGAACACCACGGCGCAGGAGCUGCUCCUGGCCAAGAUCCGCAGAGACCUGCAGACCGCCUUCCCAUGUGCCGGGCUCCUGCUGCAGUGGAGAGGGGAGAAGCUGAUCUGAGCCCAUUGCUGGGGGAUGCUGGGCAGGACUGAGCCAUCCCGCACCUCCUGUCUGUCCCUCUGGGUAACCCACGCAGCCCCAUCUGCUUCCCUUCACCCCAGUACUCCUCUGUGCCCCAUUUUCUACCCUUUCCCACAGCCACUCUGCAGCCCCAUAGCUGAUGAUGAAGAAGGAAACCUGCAGUCCCCCACCCUGCCCCAUUAUCACCAUGCAGCAGUGGUCCUGCUGGAAUCCAGGGUACACCAGGGGGCCCUAUCAGCCCCCCAAACUCCAACAAGCUGUGCAUGCCAUGGGGCCAUGGAAAUCCUGUGGGUUGAGCUCCUUCCCUGUUUUUUUCCAGUCCCUGGUUGAGGAGACGGCUGCAGCGUCUGCCUCCCCUGCAGCAAAGUCAUUUAUUAACUGAUUAAUUAGCCAGAUAAAAUGAGAGCGAAGCAAUUAUUACUCUAAGCAAGUCACCUCGCAGGGAGAUUAAAAAGUGGAAUAAUGAGCAAAAAUGUCUGUGUCGUUC
Messenger RNA from Phasianus colchicus (ring-necked pheasant), 1625 nucleotides. The record is from RefSeq and is a predicted model, not a curated record. NCBI's taxonomy places the organism in Eukaryota, Metazoa, Chordata, Aves, Galliformes, Phasianidae.